Adineta ricciae is the source of this 903-nucleotide messenger RNA. The record is from the annotation of a GenBank genome assembly. Lineage: Eukaryota; Metazoa; Rotifera; Eurotatoria; Adinetida; Adinetidae.
AUGAGUUCAUCAUCGAGUUCGACAAAUUAUGAAAUUGUCGCCCCGAUAUCCAUUCUAUUUGCAUUCGUCGCUAUUGUCAUUGCUUUUUUCAUCUUGAUACUAGUUGCUUCAACCAAACAAUUACGCACUGCAUGUCAUCUACUAACCUGUAACACAUGUUUAUCGUCAAUCAUAUAUUGUAUUGUUCAAUGUAAUAAUUAUAUUUAUCUUUUGUUCAUUAAAUCAAACACAAGUGAUGAUUCGUGUCGAUGGCGAGGUUAUUUUGGAUACAUAUCCAUCGUUGCCGUGGUUUAUUCAUAUCUUUUACAGGCUAUAUCACGAUUAUUGUUUACUGUUUUGGCGAUGAAAUAUCGAUGGAUGACUUCAUUUAAAAUACAUUUUUUUCUGAUUAUUAUCGGCUGGUUUAUUGUGUUUCUUAUUCCAUUACCAGCACUUUUAACCGACGACAUCAAAUUUCGUUCGGGCUUUUUGUGCUGGGUGCCGCGGCAACAUCUUUUACACGCAAUAUAUACAAUUCUGCUGUAUUAUUUGAUACCGAUCGUUCUGAUUAUUACGAUUUAUGUUUCGAUUUACCUUCGAGUUCAUUCACAUACAAACAAUAACAAUACACUUUUACAAGAUCGACCGGCGCGAAAGAAUCGUGACUUAGAAGUCUUACGUAAUAUCGUUAUUUUAUUUAGUAUUUAUAUUCUCGGAGCGUUACCGUUGAUACUGUAUAUGUUGACAAACGUGGAAUUCUUUUAUUCAGUUGGAAUUAUAAGUAUUUCAUUUACAGUCAUGGUAGAAAAGUCGGCGUCAUUAUUCAUUGAUCGAGACAUUCGAAAUGCUGGAAAAAAAUAUUUCGGUCAACGUCGAACUCAAGUUUCUCCACUUGCGCUCAAUAUUGCUACUAUUGCGAAAUGA